AUGGCUGGGUUCUUGACCAAAAUUAAGAGUGCCAGCUCGGCCACACCGAACCAGCCAUCCAAAGAAACUCAGGCCAAGAAGAAGGACGAUGUUGUUUUUGAAGUAACCCCCUUGGAAAAGAUGUUGCAAAAUGCAGGUCCGUUGCGUGAGGAUGGAAGCGACAGAUUCUUUGGCUUUGAGAAUCAUCCUAGUUACUGCAACUCUAUUGUCCAAGCCUUAUUCUACUCUGAUCUAUUCAGAAAGAGCGUCAUACACUAUCCUCCCAACACCGCCUCGAACGAGCCGAACGGAGCACGUCCCAGGGUCAAUGUGACCCUCAGGCCUCCCAUGAAUCCGAACCCGCCGACCCAGCAACCAAACAGGAAGAGUCAGACGACGUCGCAGGCUCUUAAGCAACGACAGGCGAUCAAUGUGGGACAGAGUCCCGCUGGGCCGGCUGUGAAGCCCGAGGACAAACCCGACACACCCGAGUACAAGAAGAAGCAGGCCAUGCUGAAAGGUCCCAUAUUAGAGCUGGCGAGCCAGAACGGAGUUGCAUACGGCAUGGACGAGUGUACAUUUACAGGGCUCAAGGAUAUCUUCCUGGCUCUCCUCGAAAGUAAUACGCGAACCGGUGUUCUGAGCCCACAGCGAUUUUUAGAGAUUUUCAAACGCGACAACGAAAUGUUUCGAAACUCCAUGCAUCAGGAUGCGCACGAAUUUUACGGUUUAGUGUUGAACGAUGUUAUUUCCAAUGUGGAGAAGACCGCCCGUAAAUUUCAAGAACUGGAGGAAGCCGGCGGGCAGGAUGGUCUGGCACAGUCGGUGGAAAAUAUAAUUGGUGCUGCCGCGCUCAACCACGCAGCAGCUGUCUAUCAGUCUCCCGCUAUUGGAUGGGUACACGAUAUUUUUGAAGGCGUCCUUACGUCAGAGACGAGGUGUCUAACAUGCGAGACGGCAUCACAACGUGAUGAGACCUUCCUCGACCUGUCUAUUGAUCUGGAGGAACACGCUUCCGUUACGUCGUGCCUGCGGAAGUUCUCGGCCGAGGAAAUGUUGUGUGAGCGAAACAAAUUUCACUGCGACCAUUGCGGCGGCUUGCAGGAAGCCGAAAAGCGCAUGAAGGUCAAGCGUCUGCCCAAGGUUUUAACUCUGCACUUGAAGCGAUUCAAGUACACCGAGGACUAUAGCCGGCUACAAAAGCUCUUCCACCGAGUCGUUUAUCCAUACCACCUCCGCAUGUUCAACACUACGGACGAUGCAGAGGACCCCGACCGACUGUACGAGCUGUACGCUGUCGUCGUCCAUAUCGGUGGUAAUGCGUACCACGGUCACUACGUUUCGAUUAUCAAAACCAAGGACAGAGGAUGGCUUCUUUUUGACGAUGAAAUGGUUGAGCCUGUUGAUAAUCACUUUGUGCGUAACUUUUUCGGAGACAAGCCGGGCAUGGCCACAGCAUAUGUCUUAUUUUAUCAGGAGACUACGUUCGACAAGGUCAGAGAGGAGCAAGAAAAGGAGGGAAAGGAAGAGGUCAAAUUGGCAACAGAGGCGGCGAAUGUGGCCCACGAAGACAGUGACAAGGGGGAUUCCACCCCUUUGAAGAGACAGGUGACACAGCCAGUGCCGGCCAUCCCAGCACAUGAUUCGUUGUCAAGUCUCGCACACGCGAAAACGGCACCGGAUAUGCCCACCCCAGCGCUUCCCCUAGGCGAAAUGCCCAGCCUUCCCGUCGCGGUGGAAGUCGCAGGCUCUGUCCGGACACCAACGGUGAAACAAAACGAGCAGACGAAAGAAGACAAGAAAAGGGAGAAGAAGGAGCGCGAGGCUGCCGAAAAGGCCGCCAAGCAAGCAGAGAAGGAUAAAGAGAAGCAGGCCAAAGCAGCAGCUAAAGAGGAAGAGAAAGUCAGAGAGAGACAGGUUAAAGACGACGAAAGACGGCGGCGUGAAGAGCAAGCACAGAGGAUCCAGGCCCGCAGAACUGAACAGGAAGAAUUGCAAAAGGUAUUGGAUGCCAGCAAGAAGACGGCAGCCCAGGAAGAGGGCACCAGGAAGAAAGAGAAUGGCUCUGCAUCAGCCGCCAUGGGAUUUUUCGACCGGUCUAAGAGGGGCGGUAAAUCCAUGUCGCGGAGGAGCUUCAGCUUCUUCCACAAGGAUAAGGCACACAACGACGGUGCCGCGGUGCACCACGAGAACGGCGAUACGCCGGAGACGACAGAAAAGGCUAGUAAGAGCCGGCUCAGCAUGGGAUUAGGUCGAAAGAAGAGCAGCAAUUUACUGUCGUCAUGA
This is a messenger RNA of Metarhizium album ARSEF 1941, 2265 nucleotides long. Its product is annotated as ubiquitin hydrolase CreB. The record is from RefSeq and is a predicted model, not a curated record. NCBI's taxonomy places the organism in Eukaryota, Fungi, Ascomycota, Sordariomycetes, Hypocreales, Clavicipitaceae. The coding region runs from base 1 to 2265 and encodes 754 amino acids. The transcript is spliced from 3 exons. Gene Ontology annotation, cellular component: cytosol; nucleus. Gene Ontology annotation, biological process: protein deubiquitination. Gene Ontology annotation, molecular function: cysteine-type endopeptidase activity; cysteine-type deubiquitinase activity.